GGGCAGCCUGGGCCUCAAGACUUGUCUGUUCGCAGGCCACAGACAUCUCGAGUGGGAGCAUAGACAUGGCCCACAGUGCAGAGGGAGAUGCAGCCAGCCCCGAGGUGUCCCAGGAACUGCUGGAAGAAAUGAUUUCGCUUUUUCGUGCAGAAGAUGCGGCUCCUUGGAAUUAUUCCAUGCUGGUGCUGGCGGUCCUGGUGGUGGUGGUGAGCAUGACCCUCCUGAGGAGGAGCAUCCUGGCAAACAGAAAUCGAAAGAAGCAGCCACAAGACAAAGAAGCGCCAGAAGACCUGUGUCCAGACGAUCCCCAAACAAAAGAAAACAGCAGCCUGAGCAACCUAAGAGAGACACUGAUCUCAGAGAAGCCAGACUUGGCCCCGGGGGACCCUGAGUUGAACGGGAAAGACACAGCACUGGUCUUUCUACCAAACCCUCAGGAAUCCGAGAGCUAGGGAGCACUGAGAGGAUGCGCUACCCCAGACUGUGAUCUGAGCCCAGCUCUGAGGCCUCAAACCCUCAAGUUAGACAUUGCCCACUCCCAAGCAGCAUAACUUAUUUUUAGGAGACACAAUAAACAAACUGCAAUUAGACGAAAAUUCGUUAUUUAAAAAAAAUUUUUUUUAUUAAAAUGCUUCUCCAGGUGGGUAGUGGGAUUGUGUAGUUGGUUCAAACAGUAGUGUUGUACUAAGCACACACAAGUGGCUUUGCAUCAAAAGU
Messenger RNA from Acomys russatus (golden spiny mouse), 717 nucleotides. It is a transcript of the gene Slc51b, whose product is annotated as solute carrier family 51 subunit beta. The transcript is spliced from 3 exons. The coding region runs from base 66 to 452 and encodes 128 amino acids. Gene Ontology annotation, biological process: bile acid and bile salt transport. NCBI's taxonomy places the organism in Eukaryota, Metazoa, Chordata, Mammalia, Rodentia, Muridae. Gene Ontology annotation, molecular function: transmembrane transporter activity; protein heterodimerization activity. Gene Ontology annotation, cellular component: plasma membrane. The record is from RefSeq and is a predicted model, not a curated record.